GCUGGUCACGCCUUGAUUUUAUUUCAUGUUAUUUUUAAAAGGUUAUCUUCGUCUAUAUCUCUGUGGGUUUGCAUUUUUUCACAUUUGAGAUAUGUGUUUGUUUUUAAAAUCUCUUGUCAAAAAUAUUAAUUUGUGGUUUCUAUAAUCCAUAAUUAAAAGAGGAUCCAAAAAUGUGAAAAAUAAAUGUAUGUAUGAAUGCAUUUUAUAAUGUAAAUCCCAUGUUUAUAGCUGUGGAUCUGUUUCAUUCUCAUCGAACAUACUUCUUCACGUCAACAUUUUAAAGGGCAAGUUCACAUUCAAGUGUGUCUCAAAACAGUGGUCACGUGUACAUUAAACUGAACAUUUCUUGUGUUCAUACAGACCCUUUAUAAUGGGCUUGAAGGGUUAAUAAGUCUCUAACAGACUAAUACACACUGUAUAUUCCAGCGUCACAAGCAGAGUUUCAGGGGCAGGAUUACACCCCAAGCAUGCAAUUAUAGCAUCUCUGAAAACUUUCCCUGGCACUGCAGCUGUACCACCCUGUCAUCACCAUUCUUGUGCAUUUCAGUUGUCUCAAUACUUGCUCUUGUGAUUUUAUUCUUUUUGUUAGGGUUGGUGGAUUCAACGUCUGUUUUCCAUCUGUUCUCUCCCAUGUUCUCCCCUCACUCUGGUGUUAAGCGUUUGUCCAAAGUCUGUCUGUGUGUCAUUAGCUGGCUGAGACUGACCCACUUCUUCAUUCCCACCAACCCUGCUACUCAGCUGCAGAUCAUCACAGUUGAAAGCCACCUCCUACCUUCCACUUAGCUAGUGUGUUUUUGAACCCUGGUGUGGUAAAAGGCCACAGCUGAUUCUUUGCCUUGCCUCAGAUUCUAGUUAGUUUUGUCUUUGCUGAACCUGUUGAUUUUCCCUUGCCUGUCUCUCCUGUGCUGCAGAUCUGCCAGACCAUCAUGUUUCUGUCCAGCCACUCAUCCAGCUCAGCCUUUGCCAUGGAUAGCACCUUCCAGUACCCCCCAUAGCACCCACCCAGCUUCCUGGCCAUAGCAAGACGGAAAUCAGUUUCCUUCGGCCAUAUAACAAUCUCUGCCUUGAGCCUGACCCCUCUCCCUCAGUGCACAGACUUUGCCUGGCCUGUACAGUGUAGUUUUAGCCCUUAAAUGUAAAGUAUCACCUAAACUGAUGUGCAUCAGCCAUGAACAGUCAACAAAUGCAGAUACUUUGAACUGUUUAGUAGGGGGUGGUGCCUCAGCACUAGGCCACUGAACUGUCAAAAGUGUAUCUACAGUGUAGAAGCAGAGUUAGGAGAGUGUACUGUAUUCAUUAACAUUCAAUAAAAGCAGACAUGGAGCUCGGGUCAGUGGUUAGUGCUGUGAGGAGUAAGAGGGUUCUAAUUGGCAAUGAUGUCCGUCCUGCUGUUGUCAUCAUAAAGGAUGGGAAAAUCCACCAAAUACUCUCAGAGAGCAACUUUUCUGUUGGUGUUGGCUGUGAGGUGUUGGAUGUGGGUGACAGUGUGGUGAUGCCAGGCAUUGUAGAUAGCCAUGUUCAUGUCAAUGAACCAGGACGCACCUCCUGGGAGGGUUUCUGGACCGCCACCAAGGCUGCCGCAGCUGGAGGGGUGACAACUAUUGUUGACAUGCCGCUAAAUAGCAUCCCUCCAACCACCACACUUGGCAAUUUUCAUGAGAAGCUGCGGGAGGCAACGGGGAAGUGCUUUGUGGACACAGCUUUCUGGGGAGGAGUGAUUCCUGGCAAUCAGUUAGAACUUCAGCCCAUGAUCCAUGCCGGAGUGGCUGGCUUCAAAUGUUUCCUCAUCCAUAGUGGGGUGGAGGAGUUUCCCCAUGUGACUAACUGUGAUCUACAUGCAGCCAUGAAGCAGCUGCAAGGCACAGGAAGUGUCCUGCUGUUUCACGCAGAGUUAGAUGUUCAGCAGACAACAGAGGAAAGUGGUGACCCUUCUCAGUACUCCACCUUUCUGGAGUCCAGACCAGAUGUCAUGGAAGUAGAGGCUAUUCGUACAGUCACAGAGCUCUGCCUGCAGUACCAGGUGCGGUGCCAUAUAGUUCACUUGUCUUCUGCAAAGCCACUGAAACUGAUCCAAAAGGCGCGGCAGGCUGGAGCCCCCUUGACGGUGGAGACGACCCACCACUACCUCAGCCUGUGUGCAGAGAACAUACCUGCAGGGGCCACACAGUUCAAAUGCUGUCCCCCCAUCAGAGGAUCUAAUAACCAGGAGCAGUUAUGGUCAGCACUGAAAGCUGGGCAGAUUGACAUGGUGGUGUCUGAUCACUCUCCCUGCACCCCUGAUCUGAAGAAACUGGAUACCGGAGACUUCAGUCAGGCCUGGGGAGGAAUUUCUUCACUACAAUUUGGUUUGCCUCUGUUCUGGAGUUCAGCCAAGAAGAGGGGCUUUCAGCUGUCUGAUGUGGUGAGGCUUCUCAGCCGGAAAACCGCCCAGCUCUGUGGUCUUGACAACCAGAAGGGCAGCCUUGGCCCCGGCUAUGAUGCCGACCUGGUUAUAUGGGACCCAGAGAGAGAAUUUGAGAUUCAAGAGGGGAGCAUACAUCACAAAAACAAGAUAACUCCUUACCUCGGCAUCACGCUGCAGGGAGUGGUGUAUGCCACCAUCCUCAGAGGACGGCUGGUGUAUAAAGAAGGUUCCUUUUGCCCUGAGCCUCUGGGGAAACAUCUCCUCAUCCCUCAGAGGAAAAAUCAAGCCCAGCUAUGAAGCAUUACGAUCAUUUCUCUCACAUCUGAUGAAUGCUUUUCACUAUGUUUUGCUAUCUCAUUUCAUUUGCAAUAGAACUGGGAACACCU
Molecule: messenger RNA, 2790 nt
Organism: Lates calcarifer (barramundi perch)
Lineage: Eukaryota; Metazoa; Chordata; Actinopteri; Centropomidae
Product: Allantoinase, mitochondrial
Exons: 11
Coding region: 1319-2701 (460 amino acids)
Biological process (GO): purine nucleobase catabolic process; allantoin catabolic process
Cellular component (GO): cytoplasm
Molecular function (GO): zinc ion binding; allantoinase activity; cobalt ion binding
Source: RefSeq, a predicted model, not a curated record